AUGGAGGGACUUGUAUACGGCGUGGCGGCGAUGAUAGUGAAGGAUGUUCUCAAAACACCAUACCUCAAAGGCCGGGACUACGAACGUAACGUACGCCAAGUCUAUCGAGAUGUCGACAACCUUCAAAUCACCUUGGACCAAACCAAAUCCAACUGUGAGGGCCAGUCCCUAAGCAAGCCUCACGCCGAGUUUGUAAAGCGCGCAGAGAAGCAGAAACGAGACGCCUACCGCACGUUGCGCAAGAACUACCCACGGCACGCCUCGAAGUCAUGGCUUUUCGAAUAUGCCUCGACACCAGGCGCAGAGAUGAACUUGCUCGACAUAGGAAAGGAGGCCAACCAGACAGCAAAAGGUCUGAAUGACCUUCUUGCAGAGAUUCGAUUCUCUAAGAUAGGAGGCGACAAGGGAGAUGACAAGGAAAACACCGAGGAGAAAGACAAGCCGAAGGAAAAGUCACCAACGCGGCCUUCCCUUGACCUCUCCAGAGUGAGCUCAGGUGACACACCAUCAAAAGGAUCAAGCAGCCCACGCAGCAUGUCCAGCCGCCACAGCAGUGUCUUCAGUCCUGUACCGAUUCAGCCCACCGGCAUCUACAGCCCGCCCAGCAGCACUUCGAGUUUCUCGGACCCUUCAAGGAGACGCUCAACAUCCUCGGCCAGGCGGAGCGGAAGCAACCACCUCGGCCAUCGUAAACAGGAACUGUUGACGCCAUCCUCAUGGCCCAAGUCAAACCCUUUCGAAACUAUCAUGGAGUCGGGCCACGGCCGCGAACAAGCACUUGAUAACCUCCAGUACGGCAUCGACCAGGUCCUGAGCGCAGUUGACAAGGAGCACGAGUACGAGGCGAUGGUGUUCCUCGAGCACUCCCUGAAGGAAGUCCUGCGGCUACAGCGGUCUCAGGGCUUCAGCGGCUCUCAGAUGGGCGAGGAUCUCGGCGACGCAGUUGAGGAGCUCGAUAUGGCGAUGCGGAAUCUUGUCGCGGCCAAGAACGACAAGCAAAAGGACCGGGCCCUGAGGGGUCUCAGCUAUGCGCUGGAGAGUGUCGACGUCGCGCUGUACGCGAGGAGGAAGCAGAAGGAACACAUGAAUGAUCCGCACCACCACCCGCGGCACGGGCACGCCAGCCCCGUCCGCGUCGGCAGCAAGCGCCGCGAGCGAGGCAGCAGCGAGAGGAGCCGGCGAUUUUCGAUGCAGUGA
Messenger RNA from Diaporthe amygdali, 1197 nucleotides. RefSeq lists its product as uncharacterized. NCBI's taxonomy places the organism in Eukaryota, Fungi, Ascomycota, Sordariomycetes, Diaporthales, Diaporthaceae. Bases 1 to 1197 code for a protein of 398 amino acids. The record is from RefSeq and is a predicted model, not a curated record. The transcript has a single exon.